Messenger RNA from Melanotaenia boesemani (Boeseman's rainbowfish), 1011 nucleotides. It is a transcript of the gene gpr31, whose product is annotated as G protein-coupled receptor 31. Gene Ontology annotation, molecular function: G protein-coupled receptor activity. Lineage: Eukaryota; Metazoa; Chordata; Actinopteri; Atheriniformes; Melanotaeniidae. The record is from RefSeq and is a predicted model, not a curated record. The coding region runs from base 1 to 1011 and encodes 336 amino acids. Gene Ontology annotation, cellular component: membrane. The transcript is spliced from 3 exons. Gene Ontology annotation, biological process: G protein-coupled receptor signaling pathway.
AUGUCAAGCCAAGACGAAAGUUUGACAAAUAGAUCCAUUGACCACUGCAAAACACCAACUACAGUCACAUAUCAAGCCCUCUCCUGGCUGAUGCUUGGAGAAUUCAUGCUGGGUCUACCUCUCAACCUGUCUGUCCUUUACAUCUUCAUCUUCAGAUUCAAAUUCUGGAAGAAUAAAAGCAUCUUCCUGUUCAACAUAGUUGUUGCUGAUUUUUUGCUAGUGGUCUGCCUUCCCGUCAAGAUCUACCAUUACCAGCACAACAUGAGGCGCAGCGAUGACGACGUGGUUUGUAAGAUGAUGCUCUUCAUGCUUUUUCUCAACCGAGGAGCCAGUAUUGCCUUCCUCGUCGCUCUUUCCCUCGAUCGCUACUUUAAUGUGGUCCAUCUUGGGAGGAAAAACUGUGUCAAAGUGUUGAAGAAAUCCCCUCAGAUCUCUGUGGUCAUCUGGCUGUUUCUGCUGCCUCUCACCAUCCCAACCAUGGUCAAGACCUUCGAGUGCUGCAACAGCCACGGCCGGCAAGUGGAGACCCCGUCUCAUGAUGUGACAGAUACCUUCAGAGAGUUAGUGUUCUUCAGUCAAAUCAUCAUUCCCUUCAUUAUCCUCGUCUACUGCACGAUACGCAUCGUGAACCGGCUGAAGAAGACGACAAUGGGGAAACAGGCCAAACUGAGGAGAGUUGUGUUUGUGGUCAUGUCGGUUGUCAUUGUCUUCUCUAUCUGCUUCUUGCCUUGCGCAAUAGCCAGAGCUGUUCUUCUGAGCGUGCGGCUGAAGGAGUGGGAAGAAGCAGAAAAUAUAGCGGUUCAGGUGAACGACAGCCUCAUGGUUUUAUCCUUCACAGACUGCCUUCUGGACCCGCUGGUUUACUGCUUCUGUCAUUCAGGGUUUAAAGAUGCUUACAUAUCCACCUUCUGUCCACCAUUUCUCAAAAGGAGACUGUUGAAGUCUAACUACUGCGUAGGACCUGCAAUGACUGCAACAAAAACCACCGCCCUCCUCAUAAUAGAGAAAUGA